This is a messenger RNA of Brettanomyces nanus, 753 nucleotides long. RefSeq lists its product as uncharacterized. Gene Ontology annotation, cellular component: mitochondrion. The record is from RefSeq and is a predicted model, not a curated record. Gene Ontology annotation, biological process: mitochondrial electron transport, NADH to ubiquinone; mitochondrial respiratory chain complex I assembly. Bases 1 to 753 code for a protein of 250 amino acids. The transcript has a single exon. Lineage: Eukaryota; Fungi; Ascomycota; Pichiomycetes; Pichiales; Pichiaceae.
AUGAGCAAAUUCCUUUCCUUUCUCAAAUUGCAGGUGAUACCACCUUCUAGACCUACCUGUCUGCCGCUUUUGAAUUUUGGCAGCCUAGAAACAUUCUCGAAAAUUCAAACCACUUCGGAUUCUGUCCUCGGUGGUUACUCUACAGCGUAUGUGGAACCGUACAGAUUACACACCGGCAAAUUGGUGGCUAGAUUCCACGGGAACUUGAAUCAGACGCUCCCUGAACACAAUCCAAAGGUGAAAAAGUCAGGCUGGGCAAUGUUCAAGACCAAGAAUAGGAAUCCUCGUCGAAAUGCUCAGUUCAAGCCUUUCUAUUGGUUCAAGAAGCAGGCUAACUUCUGGUGGGAUUUCACCUCCUACCAGGUUGUCCAUCUACGUGUAGCCAACCUUACACCUUCCAGGAAAUUCAUGCUCAACGUGCAAUCAGAUACCAUGUCUCGAACAGAUUUGUUCCAGCAUCGUCUUUUCACAAGCAUUGAUCCUGAACCUUGCGAGAAAAUUGUCUGGCAGGACUUGUUCAUCGAUUUGAACGACCUUGUUCUUACCAACAGGGGUGUCGUCCAGAUACAGUAUUACGAGGAGUUAGAAAGAGACAGAGUCAAAAGCAUUGGUCUCUCAAUUUCGGACGGAAUAUUUGGACCAUACGAUUUGUUGAUUGAUAAGGUCGAAUGCGUAGGUGGUGAAGUAUAUAUGAAGCUAAUGAGGGAUAGUAGGCAGCAUACUGAAGAGCUUCAGGAACAGCCGAAGAAUUGA